Messenger RNA from Vigna angularis (adzuki bean), 402 nucleotides. Its product is annotated as inositol polyphosphate multikinase beta-like. The coding region runs from base 1 to 402 and encodes 133 amino acids. The record is from RefSeq and is a predicted model, not a curated record. Gene Ontology annotation, biological process: inositol phosphate biosynthetic process. NCBI's taxonomy places the organism in Eukaryota, Viridiplantae, Streptophyta, Magnoliopsida, Fabales, Fabaceae. Gene Ontology annotation, molecular function: kinase activity. The transcript has a single exon.
AUGUUCUGCAUUUCCGAUUCCCCUCUCUACAUCGCUAAAUGCCUCAGCAAAGACAUAACCACCUCAACCAUUCCCCUCGGCUUCCGACUUAUCGGCGUCAAGGGCUCCCUCUCCUCCUGGGAACUUUCCAGAACCUUCCUCCAGACUCUCUCCGCCGAGGGCGUCGCCCUGGUCCUCUGUAAAUUCGUCUCCUUCUCCAACUCUGACGAUUCCCGUUUCGACCCCGAUUGCGACUUUGCGGUAGAGGUUUUCGACGCCGUCUUGGAGCAGUUGGUGGAGCUGAAGGAGUGGUUUGAGGUUCAGAUUCUGUAUCAUUUAUGUUCUGGUGUUCUGUUUUGGUGUUCUGUUCUAGUGUAUGAGAAGGAGAAGGGGAAUAACAAUGAAUUAUUGAAGUGGGAAUGA